Gopherus evgoodei (Goodes thornscrub tortoise) is the source of this 13265-nucleotide messenger RNA. It is a transcript of the gene SIK2, whose product is annotated as salt inducible kinase 2. Gene Ontology annotation, molecular function: tau-protein kinase activity; ATP binding; protein serine/threonine kinase activity. Gene Ontology annotation, cellular component: cytoplasm. Gene Ontology annotation, biological process: intracellular signal transduction; microtubule cytoskeleton organization; protein phosphorylation. The record is from RefSeq and is a predicted model, not a curated record. The transcript has 18 exons. Lineage: Eukaryota; Metazoa; Chordata; Testudines; Testudinidae. The coding region runs from base 810 to 3512 and encodes 900 amino acids.
AUUAGGAUUAGAACAAAGGAACUGCAGGUCCCUAUCUAAUCCUCCACUUUAAAUAUUAAUAUUUCAGCUUGUUGUUAUUUCACCACUGGGACUCAAUGUACCAUAAACUAUUGCAAUUUUUGGCAGAUUUGAGACCACAAAUAACUUGUUUUCUUCAGUCUGCGAGAGUGGACCUUAGAAUUCCCAAAUGGUUCUGCAUUGCUUCUACUGGAGGAAGUCCACAACGAAAACUGGUGGCAAUGAACUAACUUUUCUCUGUAGGGCACGGCUGUGACUAUAUAGUGCACUACUGUACUCAACAGAGCUUUCCCAGAAACACUCACAUGUGACCUAGUAAGUGAAUGCUCUGGUAUGAUGAUCAGUUAGGGGAGCCUAUCCCAGACGGCCUAUCAGUCCUUGAAACAUCCAUAAUCUGAUUUCUAGGAGAGGAGUUCAGUAAUGAAGGUAAAGAGUUCAUUGGGGCACCAGUAUCAAGCCCUGAAAUAUGGGGAUAGAACAGUUCUAAUGUUACCCUGCUAAGACCACAGCAAUGGAGCUUUCACCUUUUACAGGAUGCAGUCUGUUUGGACAGUCACUAAACAAUCUUGCUCUGCCCUGCCUCAGAUAGGGAUUCAACCAGCUCUGCAAAGCACAGGAGAGGUGCCUGUCUUCUGACUUUAUCUUCACAGGUCUGAAGAUAUUCAGCAUUUCUCUUACAUUAGAAGUUUAAGUCGUCUUUUACUGGGGGACUGUAACAGUAGAAUCAAAACUAAAUAAAAAUUCAAUUAAUCUUGAAAAAUUGAAGGUCUGACUAAGGAAUUAGGUCCUUUAUGGUUUGCAAGACAACUCAGCUGAAUUGCAAGGAGAUUAAAUUAGUGCCUAAUUUAAGACCAGUCACAGCAAAUGGGUGUAAAGUCAUCAGAAGGAGGAGAAUGAAGGUGGCAAUAAAAAUAAUUGACAAAUCUCAGCUGGAUGCAGUGAACCUGGAAAAGAUCUAUCGAGAAGUGCAGAUAAUGAAAAUGCUUGAUCACCCACACAUAAUAAAACUCUACCAGGUGAUGGAAACCAAAAGCAUGUUGUACCUUGUGACAGAAUAUGCCAAAAACGGAGAAAUUUUCGAUUAUCUUGCCAACCAUGGCCGUCUGAGUGAGCCCGAGGCCAGGCGCAAAUUCUGGCAAAUCCUCUCUGCGGUGGAAUAUUGUCAUAGCCGAAAGAUUGUGCACCGUGACCUCAAGGCUGAAAAUCUCCUGCUCGACAACAACAUGAACAUCAAAAUAGCAGAUUUUGGGUUUGGAAAUUUCUAUAAAAGUGGUGAGCCUCUCACCACCUGGUGUGGAAGCCCCCCAUAUGCAGCCCCAGAAGUCUUUGAAGGGCAGCAGUAUGAAGGACCCCAACUGGAUAUCUGGAGCAUGGGUGUAGUUCUUUAUGUUCUAGUCUGUGGAGCGUUACCUUUCGAUGGACCUACACUCCCUAUUCUGAGACAGCGGGUUCUGGAAGGAAGGUUCAGGAUCCCCUAUUUCAUGUCAGAAGAGUGUGAGCACCUGAUCAGGAGAAUGCUGGUCCUAGACCCAUCCAAGAGAUUGACAAUUGCUCAGAUUAAGGAGCAUAAAUGGAUGCUAAUAGAAGUUCCUGUGCAGAGACCCAUUCUCUAUCCACAAGGACAGGAGAACGAGCCUUCCAUUGGAGAGUAUAAUGAGCAGGUUUUGCGGCUGAUGCACAGCCUUGGAAUAGACCAACAGAAAACUAUUGAGUCUCUGCAGAACAAGAGUUAUAACCACUUUGCUGCUAUCUAUUACCUGUUAGUGGAGAGACUCAAGUCACAUAGGAGUAGCUUCCCUGUGGAGCAGAGACUCGAUGCUCGUCAGCGUCGGCCAAGCACCAUUGCUGAACAAACAGUCGCCAAGACACAAGCUGCAGUGCCCCCAGUGAACCUGCGUUCACAGAAUGUAAGGCUGCUGAGGUCUCCGGGCCUCCCACCAGCUCCAGAAGCCUUCUCCUUUCCCCCAUCCAGCUGCCACGUUGAGUCAGCAUUCAUGGAGGAAGAGAGAGUCGAUACCCCAAAGGUAAACGGCUGCUUGCUCGAUCCUCUGCCCCCUAUGGUGAUUAGGAAAGGAUGCCAGUCACUGCCUACUAGCAUGAUGGAAACCUCUAUUGAUGAGGGGAUAGAGACAGAAGGCGAAUCAGAAGACGAUCCCGCACAGGCAUUUGCAGCCCUCCAAGCAACCCGCUGUGGGAAAAGACGUCACACUCUGGCGGAAGUGACCAACCAGCUUGUCAUGAUGCCAGGUACAGGGAAAGUCUACUCCUUGGAUGAGAAUCCAUCUUUGGGCAGCAUUGACUCAGAAUAUGAUAUGGGAUCUUUUCAGAGGGAUCUUAACUUCCUUGAGGACACUCCUACACUGAAAGAAAUGAUGCUGGCCAACCAGUCAGCACCCAGAGUGACACCCCCUUUCAUAGGCCUGAGACCUGCCAAUCCAGCCAUGCAGGCACUGACCUCCCAGAAACGAGAGGCCCACAACCGCUCCCCCGUCAGUUUCCGAGAGGGGCGCAGGGCAUCUGACACAUCCCUCACACAAGGAAUUGUAGCAUUUAGACAGCACCUUCAGAAUCUGGCACGAACCAAAGGAAUCCUGGAGUUGAAUAAAGUCCAGCUCCUAUAUGAACAGAUGGGAUCAGAAGAAGAGCCCAACCUAACAUCGACUGCUCCCCACUUGCAGAAUCUCGUGAACAGCCCCCCUCAGGAGGAAGCUUCUCAGCAGCAGGAGAUUCUAUCUGCCUUCCCUAAUGGUGUGCACCCACAGUUGUUAUCGAGACGGCAGAGCUUAGAAACACAGUACUUGCAACACAGACUGCAGAAACCCAGCCUGCUGUCAAAAGCCCAGAAUACUUGUCAGCUGUACUGCAAAGAACUGCCUCGAAGCCUGGAACAGCAGUUACAAGAGCACAGGCUGCAUCAGAAGAGACUCUUCCUCCAGAAGCAGUCCCAGCUGCAGGCUUAUUUUAACCAGAUGCAUAUAGCCGAAAACUCAUACCCAAGGUCAAGUCAACUGCCACUUCCAGGCCAGGAGGAGCAGCAGCAGCCGCUGACACAGUUCAGCCUGGCACAGCCCUUGAGCCCUGUAAUGGAGCCUUCCUCAGAACAAAUGCAAUAUGACCCUUUCCUUAGCCAGUAUCAGAAACUACAGCUGGAGUCUUUGCCACCAUCACAGAUCCACAGCUCACCUGGGCUGCCAUUGCAGAUUCAUGUGCAACAGCAGCCACCACCGCUGCCACCCUUACAAUAUUCUUAUCAGACUUGUGAAUUGCCAGUGGUCACUUCUUCUGAGCCAGACUACCCAAACCAGUGCCAGUAUUCCAUGAACCCAGCCCAGCAAAGCAAUGUAGCAUCACCAGACAACCAGAGGAGCUCAGCACCUCAUGAGUCUCAGUCCAACUAUGAGGCAUUAGCCCUUUCAGAGUUGCCAGGACUUUUUGAUUGUGAAAUGAUGGAGACUGUUGACCCACAACAUAGUGGCUAUGUCUUGGUGAAUUAGCCACCCUGCAGUGUUCACUUAAGAAUGGAAGACAGGUGAAGUGAAGGAAAAGCAUCUGAAUUUUCAUUUUUGUUCCAACCCUAACAUUCAUGGCUUAUUUUCCAACCCUUGACCUACUGAGGGAUGUAAAAGCCACCUGACUGGUACUAGCCAGGGAUGGCUAAAAGCUACAUAGCCAUUGGUUCAUCCUGUCAGUGCUAUGCCACAAACCCCAUGGCAGGGGCUGGAGAUGGAUACUGCAAUUUGGUCAAACAAAGAACCAGUUUGCAGAGAAGGAGAUUACAGAUGUAGUUUUAAAGAAAGAAAAGGGUCCCUUCCAAAAACUGGAUACUCUGCUAGCAUCCAUCCAGUACCAGAUGAAACCUGCUAAAGAUCUGCAAAAGAAAGGAGAUUAAAUGAGUGAUACAUUGUACUUCUUGGCAAUAAAAGCAAUAUAUUUUUCAUCCUGACUCAGACUUGGGUAACCUGAAGGCAAAUCAAGAACUCAUGAAACUUUAGUGCAUGGUGGAUUUAAAGGAAAGUUGCACUUUGGCAUUGAAAUGUUGAUUCUAAGCUACUGAUGUUGCAUUAGUCCACAGUAAGUCUCAGAGGACAUCAGGUGUUUCUCCAAAAGACUCCACACAUCCUCCUGCUAGCAACAGCAUUUCCCCAAACUUGCCAAAAAACUUCUAACUGCCCAUCCUGGGAAGUUUCUGGAACUUUGACAAAAUGAUACACUGACCUAGUCAAAAGAGAGCUAGGUCUGAUAUGGGGCACUGCAGUGUUUUUAGAGGCCUCUGAAUGGGGUACAGAAUACUCCAAAGGUAAAGGAUCAGUUAACAGAGAUGUGAAAGUACCAAGAGGUGGUCUGCAACUGCAGCAAAUGACAUUGUCGAAAAGGUCAGCCAGGGUAGCAUUAGAAAUCAGCCCUUUUUGUGGACAGUCUCUUGUGGAGGCCUCUGCCUUGGAGCAGCUGUGGUCACUGGAGAGGAUACAUCUGUCCUCUGUUGCUUUUUAAAAAUAACUAUUUUGAAUUUACAGUAUGCGUUGCUGGUGGUUUAUUAAGCUUUGUAUAUUUGGACAAUUUGGGUUUUAGAACUUAAGGACAAAACAAAAUGAGCUUAAAAACCCCAUGUGAAGUGAUAGUGCUGUGCCUUUUUGGGUUCUUUAUCAGAUUAUAUGCUUUUUUUCCUGAAGAAAGUAGACAGUACCCCAUUUAUAUCCAUGCUAAAGCCAAAGUCACUUCAGAGCAUGUGUUCCACCAUGUGGAAUACAAUGCAACUUCCUUAGUGUCUUGAUUGCUCAUCUCUGUGUGAAAUGUUCAAAGUAUUACAGCAAUAUUUAGUGUCAAGAACUGUUGCUAUAUUAACCGUUUCAACAGAUACUCACUUUGAGCAAGCACUUGAGUCCCCAAACCCUUGCAGUUCACAAAAUGUCAGGCAGCAGCUGGGCUUUGGAUCCAUAGAAAGGACAGGGGUAAUCACUGUAAUGUGGGUUGUCUCAAGUGUUUGAAAUACUGAGAGACAUUAUUAAAGGAGAACCUAGUGCCCCAUAGUUGGAGAGUUUAGUCCUUUGUGAGCAGAUGAACACACUAAGCACAAUGCAGGUUCUUUAAAGCACAAAGAACAGCAGAAAAGCAGGUACUGCUUAUGAAAAACAGCCUUUGAUGUCUGGGAGGUUUUCCCUUUUCAUUAAGUUCAAAGUGAGGAAAGAGGCAAUAUACACUAAUAGCUCCAUCUGUAUCUAUCACUACACAGUCACUAACCUUGCUCCUGACACUUUGCUCUCAAACCAAAGUUUUGUUGCAAGUUCCCAACCCCACCAAUCUGGGCUGUUACUUUAUACUGACCCACAGGCAAAUUCUACAGUCACUAUAUAAAGCACUAAGGCAUUGGACUGAAUUGGUGGUAGCAGAAGAGAGAAUUCCUGAUACACUGAGAAAAGCCCAGUCAGUUUAUAAUCAGAUUUUCUGACCAACUAAUGUCAUGUCAUAAACAGAAGAGUUAUCAAAGAUCAGACUGCAGAACCAUUUUUUUCCUUCAGAGAAAUAAGCAGUCAGCACACAGAGCAAUAAUACAGUAUUUACGUGGCAAAGGUAAAAAAAAAUCUAGUGACUAUAUAUUAGUCAGCUUUAAACAGGAAAAAGUUCAGCACUGCUGCCAGCAAUUGCCUUAUUUCCUAGCAUGCUAAAAUCUGACUGACCUGUGGUGUUUAUACAGCACAUUCUGUAAUAUUGGUCACUAAUCCACUUGUUGUGCAGUCAGAUUUGUUCAAUCAAGGCUUUGUAUUGACUAUACGUUGAUUCCAAAGCCAUUGCUGGGGGGCAAUUUGAAAUCCCAUGUAAGCUGAAGCAUGGAAUCUCAUCUUAAAGGUUGUGCCCACUUACCCCUUUCUUUAUGCUAGAUGGCAAAGAGGUCCACUAAUGCUUUGCUGUUGUAACAUGGACUCCUGAUCUGGGGGAGGUUGAGAACCACCGACCUAAAGACUGUUUUAAGGUGACUUAAUGCCAUCUGCAUAGAAACCUUUAUAAAUGGCAUUCCAUCCUCAUCCAUGGACACGCCUGUGUGAAGGGGUAAAAAUCUUCACACAGCCCCUAGGUUUUAAGUGACUUGUAGAGAGCAAGCAACUGGCAACAACAAACACUGCAGGGGAACAAAGGGCCAGCCCAGUGGAGUCUAAGCAUCUCACCAGGGCAGGUGACCACAUGCAGCGAGAGUGGGCAGCAAGGGGCCACGUAAAAUAUUAAGCAAACAUUUGUGCACAUACGAGGCCAGGCUGAAUACCCAGAGAGCUGCGUGAAAGAGAAGCAAACUAUGGAUAUAGAAAUGUCUCCAUAGCAUGAACAAUCAAUUCAGAAGCCCAGUUCUGCACAGGGAGUUGUUACAAAACAUGGCCUGCCCCUUUUCUUAACUAUUUCCACAACAAACCCUACCACCCCAUACAUAGUAAGCUGACAUGGAGCAGGAUUCAGGGGCACAGAGCAGAAUUACUGUUGUGGUUUGAUCUCUCCAUCAUUUUAGUUAUUUCUUUACCAGAGGGUCCCAACUAGUUUAAACUGCUGAGUUUUGGAAUGCAGGUAUCUAGGGAGCUAAAGAGUUUUGAAUGUUAUGAACACAAAGUAGCUUAGAUCUCCCUCAACUAACAGCCAGUUUAACAUUUCAUGUCAUUUUCUAUAGACAAACAUUUCUAAUGCCACACUAGACUAUUUUGUGGGCACCACUCGUUGUAUUCAUGCUACUCUGAAGUGGCUGCUUUUGUUCAAGUCUGUUGUGCCUAACAGAGGAUUGUGUAUACUACUGUAUAGUGAAGUAUUACCUUUAGUAUCUUGUAUUACAGGUUCCUUUGAAGAGACUUUGGUGAGAUGUAUAUGGGGUAAAAAUUUCAUAUGGAGAAAAGUGCAAUAUGUGUGUGUGGUACGUUCUUUAAUGUAUUUUUUUAAAGAGUUAGAGGGUUUAGUCUUUGCUUUGAGAUAAAUGCACUAGUUUUGUGAGCUCCAGUUGGGCAAGUGCAUCUGUAGUAAUUACAUGCAACUGGUAUAAUGGACUCUGUAAAGCAAUUACAGUGUAUUAAUACAAAAUAAAGAGUAUGUACAUUUCAUUUUUAAAUCUUUAGUAAGCUAAAAUGGAAUCGAAAAUUGUUCUACACUAUAAGCUUAGCAAGCACUGUGGUAGCAUUACCCUUAAGUUAUUCUAAUGGCAGGCUGCAGCUGAGACACCAAGAUACAAAUGAAAAAUAAGCUUGUUUCUAUUACCAGUGUUGGGUUCUCUGGACUGUCUUUUUCAAGAUGGUACAAAACAAAACUCCCUUUAUUUCAUAUAAUUGAUCUCAGAAGACAAAUGUGAAGGAAAAAAAUGUAUUAAUAGCCUCACACAAUAGCUCCAUUUCUGUAUUACAUGCAACCAUUUAGCAUGGCCCUGAUCUCAAUAUCACCCAUUCACAGCACAGGCAAUGUUUGCUUAAUGCAUCUGGAACACCAACAGACUACAUAGAUAACUGAGUAAGGAAAGUAGUUCUUCAAAACCCGUUUCUUAGAACAGAGACUAAAAGCAUAGGUAAAUCCUAAGCUAUUCAGGGAACAUCAACCAACCAAUCCAAAUGACUUGAAAGCAGCAGUUUAGUGUAGGUUACAUAAUGCUAGUUCCUAUACUUCCCUGAUUAAAAAAAUCUUUCUUAGUGUUGAGCACAAGAAGAGAUCAGGUGUGGCCAUAGAGGUUUGCUGUUAACAUUGAUAGAAUCCAACUGUCACAGGUCACCUGCUGAACCACUCCCCUCUCAAACCCAUUGUAGAAGGAGUCAUUUGAUUUUGAUCAGGAGAAGGAUUCAGUGUUAAAGCAGCUUGAGGUGGAAAAACAAUUUCACAUCAAAAUUAGAAGUUAUUUCUGUUUUGCAGAACACUAGAACAAUUCUUGUUUUGCAGAACUGUGAAUUUUCAGAAUUUCAUAAUUGUUUUCCCCUUUUUCCACGGAACGCCAUUAAAGGAGUCGUGUCCAGGGCCAUAUUUUCAUUUCUUCACUAAAACCUCAACUUUAGAAAAAUCUACAGGUUGGAAGUGGCAAAAGGAAAAAUGAAACCCUUUAGCUUUGCCAAGCUUCCAAAGUUGAGAACAUUUAGAAAAGUCAGAGCAGAAUGCAUUCAUUCUUCUGCAUUUGGUGGCACAAGAAGAGGGGAGAGUAGAAGAACUAAAGCUCAAAGUUGUUAACUUUGAUUGCAAAAAAUUAUCAAAUGACAUUUUCCUGUGAGGAAAAAAACAUAGAAACCCCCCACCCCUCUUUUUUUUGCAGGAAAGCUUUCUGGUUGGAAAAUUCUGCCUAGCUCCACUCAACAGUUAUUAUAGGUAGAGGAAGUAGUGGUUAGGGUGAUGUUUCCCUGGAAAGCUUUAUCUGUUACCUAUAUAGGUUUAGAAACAGAUAGUUAAAGCCAUGCAGUCUUGUAGCAAGGAAGAGAUGAUAUUGGUAUGGAAGGUGGUUAUAAAUGUAUGAAAAUGAGCUACAUUUUAAGAGUAAAUUAUACAAAUAACACCCUUAUCAGGAUAACACCCACUCAAAGAGGCUGCAGAUUUAACUGUUCUAAGCCAAUAUAGUUAAACCAGUACAAAAGCAUGCAUUGACCUGUCAAAUCAGGUUAGCUCAGUUGUAACCUGCACUUAUUUGUGAGUCUGCAUUUCUCAACCCAAUUUGGAAGACUGCAUGCAAAGGACAAUUUCUCUCCUUGUAGUAGAGAGUUUCAGGUGCCCUGACUAUACCUGCACCCUGCAGGAGUAUUACUCCUACACCUUUCACUAGCACCAUGGUCACUUACAGUCAUUAAAAGAAAAACAGCCAAAAGCCACAAGUUAAUAGCUAAUGGCAAAAGGAGCCAGUCAGAAACAAUUCCUGGGCUCUGUUUGCAGAACCAGAAGCAGCAUCCAGCUGUUCUGUCUAAAGUUGAGUAUUAAAUUGAAAUCCAUACUCAUUGUUUUUUUUCUCACAAAAUAAGUUUGAUUUACCUGAAGUUGGAGACUGUGGCUGGGAUAGCCAUUCUUUUUCUUUCUAAAAGUGAAGAGAAGACACUAAGAAAUAAAUAUGGAGUUUUGUUUGGAUCCUGCUCAUUACUUUCUCAGAACCUUUAGCUCUAAUCUUGUGUGACAGAGAGAGCUAUGGCUUAGUAUAAUUCAUCUAGAAAGUUUUUCUUAAAACUUUACCUUGCCUUAUAGUUGGAUUAAUCUCGAGAAGCUACCCUCCCCCGCCCCCAUCAAUUCACUAGGGCUGAGAGAGGUCAGAUGUUGCUGCUUUUAUAGGCUACACCUGGACAGCACAUGGGUUUGCCCUGAUAGGGGCGGGGACUAUAAAAAUGAAUCAUGGCAGCCUAGUGAAAACUUAGGAGAAGCUGUAUGAUAAGAGGAAAUUUAGAUACUCAAACAGGGAAAGCUCUAUAAAAAACAAAAGACUCAGAGGAAUGGCUCUUCAUAGAGAGAAAGUCUAAGGGAAAAUAUACAAACAACAUCAUAGGUAGAGCCCGGCAAAUCUGCAGAUACCCAUGGACCAUGUUUGGCCAUCAGCUGUGGAUACAAGUUUUGUAUCUACUGGGCUUUAAUCAUAGAUUCUCAACUAGGGAGCUGUGACUAACCUGCCUUCCUAUAGUCCUAGAUAGAACAAAAGUCUGCCUUGGAUUCCAGCUGGCUAGAAGGAGGGUCAUAUAAGGGAAAACAUUGAGACCUACUAGGCUAAGAUAUAUUUUAUCUGCUGCUAAUUCUCCUACAACCGCAGAGAGAUUCUAUUAUAAACCUUAGGUAGAAUUAGCAUCAUAUUUUGUAAGAACCCUGUUGGGGCUAUUAAUGUCCUAGGUACAUUGAAGAAGAAUUAUUAGGGGAGCACAAACUAACCUUGAGAAGUCUUUCCGCCUUGCCACACUCAGAACUGACUGCUCCUCUAAGGGCUGAACAGGUCUACCUGUGUUGUGGCAUUAGCUGCAAUGGUUGGUGCACAGGUGUAACAGGGCCCUGAUUCUCUUGCUUGUGGUGUGAUCACAAGGAACAGAGCUCCACAGCUAAGUAUGGGUGCACACUGGACUGUGAAGUUUAUAAUUGCUAUAUCUAGCUGCUAGAUACCCUUGUUGUAGUCCUACUGAUAGAAGUUACAAGGCAGUGGUUAGAACAGUGAAGGGCGUGAUGGCUGGUUUUUGGUAAAUCUUUAUCCCACACAAGGUAGCCUUUGUGUGGGAUAAAUCAAGGUAGCCCUUGAUACACUGGCAGUAUAGAUCUGACAGCUGCAUCCCCAAAACCAGCUCUUGCUUCAGCCUCUUUCAAACCCAACACCUCACCCAAUGUGAAAGCACCAAAAUCUGGUUAAAUGCUGUUUGCCACUGUUGCCUGGGUUGCCCUCUGCCUGAAAUGUGAGUGGAAGUGUUAGCCAAAGAGUUCAGAGCAAAUCAGGCUACAGGAAAAUGAAGGUCUGGUUAUGGACAGCUUAGUUCCCUAGACGAGACAUAAUUUGCAACAGAAAUUCUCAGAUUUACUUUUCAGUCCCUCUUUAAUAUAUUCCUAUUUGUAAAUACUCAUCCUAAAAAAACAUGUGGUGAUGCCCUCACUUCCUCAUUCACUGGUGUGUGGCAGGGGGUGGCUACAUUCUGAAGCCUUUUCCCCCCAACCUCUUGCAUUCACAGCUGUAAACAGUACGCACAGCAUGAGGUGGUGUACGAAGGGUUAAUGGGGCUGAGAUGGAGGCAGCUAGAAUGACUAAGUCAUGUGAGACUGCCCCCAAACCAUCAUGUGUGCCAAUACACCACACAGGAACAGCUCCUCUCUCCAUCUCUAGAGCAGGUGCCGUAGUUAUUAUGAUGCAAAUCAGAGGCCUGAGUAACACUCACACCACUUCAACAAUGGUCUAAUGUAGCCUUUCCAGACAACUUUUCCAUCAGUCUCAGAACAUUCCAGGGCUAGACACAAGGGCUGUGGAUCCCAUUAAAUAGCAGGCCAAGCUUUCCCCUUUCAAUGGUAUAAACUGCAGCUUUAGGUCAAGGUGUAGACUUUAAAUCUGUCACUGCUGUAGAGCAGAGCGGUUCCCAUUCUGGGCCUCGGGCCUAUGGCACUUGCUUUUUCAUUAGGCCCCUAGCCCAUGGCUAAUUGAGCAGCAUGCUGCUGAGGCUGGGGCAGGUGCACAAACCAUGCAGCUUAACACAUGACUAUCACCACCCUAUAUGCACAGGCUGCAGAGGGGAGGUGUCAAUUUUGCUGAUUGGGUUUUUAUAUAAUCUAAUUUGACCAACUAAUUGGUCUCACCCUAAAUCAAAGUGACUGACUCUGAGCCUCCAGUCAGUCCCUGUCAUUCACCAACUCAAAAUUGCCAAUUUUCUCUGUGACUAGACAGUUCCCAAGGCAGCUGAAUCCUCAACUAUUCAAGAUAAACUUGGGAAAUGAUUCCCCCUAGAGCCCUUAUCUGGAAUACAGUGAAGUAAGUGGGGGGAGAGAGCAGAGGGUGGCUGUGCUUAUGGCUGGGGGAGUAGCAGGGAAGCCAUGGGGAAGACAGAACAGUGAGAAAGUCACAAGGCAAAGAGCCCUCAGGGACUAACUAGUGACUUCGACAGCCCCAAAGGGCAAACUCCGCAAAGCGGGAAAUAAAAACCUGCUCAGCAAUAGCUUUGCAAAAACUUUCUGGCAAAAGCUUGUCCCUCUGUGUGCCCAGGGGAAGCCGAGUGCUCAGCAGAGCAGCAUCACAUGGUAUAGCACAGGCUUGGGCUGCAGAGGAAAGCUAAAAUUGUGAUGCUGCAGUUGCUGUUAUUCAAUAGUAACUUCAGUCUUUGCUGAGAACAUUAGCCCAAACCAAUGGAGCAUGCCUCCCUCCUGUCAUGUUACGGUCAAAAAAUACACCAGCGGCUGUAACACCACCUUCAAGCCAAAACUCCAAAUGAACAAGGUGGCACAAGUGUGUUCCGAAAACUUUACUCUGUGUCGUCUUUGCCCCUCAGCUGUAUUAGUGGUGCUGCUGGAUGAAAUUAGUAAUGCAUAGUUCUGCUGAGUGCCUCCAUGUGCUUUAUGUAGGGCCAUGUUUAACCAAACAAAGGCAAGGCCAUUUGUAAAACAGCAGACAAGCUGGUGAACUCCCAAAUCUCAGGGCACUGGGAGAGGGGAAGAUGUUCACCUGUACCUUUUCGGGUACAGUCAGGGCUCAAGCUGGUGGGGAGACAGAGCAGUGAUACUUGCCCAAGUUCUGCUCUUUGAGGUAAGAGGGGCAGAAUAUAAUCAUGCACGCCCUGCCAGGCGUGGCUCCCACUCAUAGGUGUUCAGAUAUGUUCUUGGGCAGGGCAGGAUUAAGGCACAGGCUUGCGCCCGGGGCUCUUCUCUGUCAUGCAAUGACAUCAGAAUCCAAACUCUCCUUAAAUACACCCGUGUGUUUCUAGCCCGCCUGAUUUUGCAGAAAAGUGUGAACCGAGUGUAACCAAAGCAGCGAUGUCUGCAAAGGGAGAAGCAGCAAUAGCUGGAGCCUGGUAGACUGCAUCUUGGCACCCACCCACAGGAGCAUGCUGCAGCUGGUUGAAGGAGGGGUGUCCGUUAGACUCUGUGGGUUGGCUCUGCUCCUCCCCUCCGGCCUGCUAUUUCCAAAGGUCAGAGUGCGAAGAGAGAAACAUGGCGAUACUGCCCAUGCCCCACACACUCACUGAAUUGACACAAGGGGGUCGCUCACAGUCCAUUGUGCAGGUCUGCACGACAUGGGCCUCAUGCUGCCUUUCUCGGGUCACAUCUUCAAGGCUUUUUUCUAACCAAAAUAGCUGGGGCUGGACACCCCCUACCCUUUUAUUUAUUUAUUUUUAAAUGAAAGUUGAGAUUCCGGAGCUUGUGACAAUCGCCUCAAAGAACGUGGUAGGUUGUCUAGCAGGCCCAACUGGAGCCUUGUCUGCAAUAAAGAGACAGUGAAAUUGCACCGUAUAGGAUACAGACAGUUUCCUUUAGUUCUGGGAGGAGCUUGCUCUGUGGAAAACUAUUCAGGAAAGCCAGCAAUUCCUGUAGCAGAUCUUAUCUUCAUUUUGAAAUGUGGGUGUCUCCUAAUUUUUGAGUUUUCUGUGGGUCUUGAGCAAGACGAGUCAAUACAAUACCCUAAUGUGACAAAUGUGUCUCCUGUAUUGCUGUCACUUAGAGUUAGAAAGCUAUUUAAAUAUGGUGGUUGAAUAAGAAAUCUUUGUACCAAAAUGUAAUUUAAUGGGGGAAUUUUGUGUAAAGAAAAUGUCAUAAUAUGGUUUUAUGUAACAGUCCCUGUUGAACUGAUUUAACAGCAAAUAAAGACUACAGUGUUUUGAUAAGAA